Chinchilla lanigera (long-tailed chinchilla) is the source of this 4158-nucleotide messenger RNA. It is a transcript of the gene Dnajb5, whose product is annotated as DnaJ (Hsp40) homolog, subfamily B, member 5. NCBI's taxonomy places the organism in Eukaryota, Metazoa, Chordata, Mammalia, Rodentia, Chinchillidae. Gene Ontology annotation, cellular component: cytosol. Gene Ontology annotation, biological process: negative regulation of transcription by RNA polymerase II. The record is from RefSeq and is a predicted model, not a curated record. Gene Ontology annotation, molecular function: protein-folding chaperone binding.
CGCGGGCCCUGGCACUCGAGCUGGCUUCCAGAGCGGCGGCUCCCGCGGGCGCCGGCGGGGCGAGCAGGGUGCGGGGCCCGGCCGGGCAUGCUUAAGCGCACGCUGCUCUCCUGCCCACCCCCAGCAGCACCCCCACUGCAGGCUCGAGGAGCUUUCCGGAGCUUCCCACACUUCUGGGGAGAAGACUUCUUAGCCAGCUUGAUGUUUAAAAUUCAGCUGGAGCCCUUAAAACUCCGAGCGUGGACGCUGAAUGGGUUUGUGAAGUUUCGGAACAAGGAGACCAGCACCGGUCCAGUGGCUGUGAUGGGAAAAGAUUACUACAAGAUUCUUGGGAUCCCGUCAGGGGCCAAUGAGGAUGAGAUCAAGAAAGCCUAUCGGAAGAUGGCCUUGAAGUACCACCCAGACAAAAACAAAGAACCCAACGCUGAGGAGAAGUUUAAGGAGAUUGCAGAGGCCUAUGACGUGCUGAGUGACCCUAAGAAACGGAGCCUGUAUGACCAGUAUGGGGAGGAAGGCCUGAAGACUGGCGGUGGUACCUCAGGCGGCUCCAGUGGCUCCUUCCACUACACCUUCCAUGGGGACCCUCACGCCACCUUUGCCUCCUUCUUUGGCGGCUCCAACCCCUUCGAUAUCUUCUUUGCCAGCAGCCGCUCCACUCGGCCCUUCAGUGGCUUUGACCCCGAUGACAUGGAUGUGGAUGAAGAUGAGGACCCGUUUGGCGCCUUUGGCCGCUUUGGCUUCAAUGGGCUAAGCAGGGGUCCAAGGCGAGCCCCAGAACCACUGUACCCCCGGCGCAAAGUGCAGGACCCCCCUGUGGUGCACGAGCUGCGAGUGUCCCUGGAGGAGAUCUACCACGGCUCUACCAAGCGCAUGAAGAUCACAAGGCGGCGCCUCAACCCUGAUGGGCGAACGGUGCGCACCGAGGACAAAAUCUUACACAUCGUCAUCAAGCGUGGCUGGAAGGAAGGCACCAAGAUCACCUUCCCCAAAGAGGGCGAUGCCACGCCCGACAACAUCCCUGCCGACAUCGUCUUCGUGCUCAAGGACAAGCCCCAUGCACACUUUCGCCGGGAUGGCACCAAUGUGCUCUACAGCGCCCUGAUCAGCCUCAAGGAGGCGCUGUGCGGCUGCACCGUGAACAUUCCCACCAUCGAUGGCCGAGUGAUCCCUUUGCCCUGCAAUGACGUCAUCAAGCCGGGCACCGUGAAGAGACUGCGUGGGGAGGGCCUUCCCUUCCCCAAGGUGCCCACUCAGCGGGGAGACCUCAUCGUGGAGUUCAAAGUUCGCUUCCCGGAUAGAUUAACACCACAGACUCGACAGAUCCUUAAGCAGCACCUACCCUGUUCCUAGGCUCUGGCCCGCUGGUGCAGAGUCUACCACAGCAAUACCCCACACUCAUCUAUCCAGUGUGCGCCCAGCUUGACAUCCACUGGACACUGGCAACUUUUUCUAAAAUGCAAAAAAAACCACUGGUUUUCAGGAUAGUGUUCCUGCCCCUGACCCUUUUCAGAGCUGGGCUGCCUUGGGGAAUGGGAGGGAGGUGGGGAAAGCUAGCCCAGGCCAGGGGUCAAUUUUCAUGUCACUAGCUUUGAAUCCAGUUUCUACUCCAGUGGCCAGGAGUGGCCUGAGUGCUACUUGAAGAUAUAGAUCCCUUGUCUGUGCCUGUAAAUAGCAUGUCCGCCUCCUCCUCCGCCCUGCUGAUACCUUUCCUCUCCCUUCCCUUCGCUUCCUCCUGUCUGGGGGAGGAAGAGGAUACAAAGGACACUGGCCUCGCACCCCCUCCCCUGGAUCCACAGUGUCCAGGUUAUCGCACACAUAUCCAUGCCCACGAAGCACUCAUCGGGAGCUGUGCGUACCUCUCCGUGAGAUAAGAGGCGAGGAGACAGGAAGGGAAAGUCGGCACCCUCGAACAGGGCCACUGUGCACGAGACACUUUUCAUUUGUGGGAGGGAGAUGAACUGACCCUCAGCAGUCUCCCCCGCAGCUGCCCAGCCUGCACCCGGCAGAGCCGGUGGUUCUGCCUUCCCUGCUGCUCUGAGGAAUGUCCAAGGGUGCGGAAAGGGAGGAAGCGCUGAGGUGGACAGGGCCCACCUCCCAGUUCCUCCAGAAGGGAAAGGGCUUUGGGGUCCGGUGGCAGCUAUUCCCCCACAAGAGAUUCAGGGCCACAGGUUUCUCCCCACACCUCUGAACUCAGGGCCUCGCCCCCCCAACUUCCACGUCCCACUUUUGUGAUAUGUGAAGCUACUCGUUUCCCACCCUCCUUGGAGGCUGAGUGGGGGAUUCCAGCCCCUCUAUGCCUGUGUGACCCCACCCUGCUCCCCAGGUGUACAAACGUCACGAGUGAAGGGGCUGGGAGAGCACUGCUUCAGCUGGCUCUGGGGUGGGGUCCUUGGGUUUCCUCACUUUGACAAGCCCCUGAAUGUUUUUAUAGUAGUUUUUUUUGUAUCUUUUGUAAUGACAGUAUUAUGAAAAAUAAAGUAUUUUAAAAAUACGGCACCUGAGCAGAAGCAGUGAACCUGGAGUGUAAGAGGCACGGUGCGCGGUGCUGCCCUCGGGCUCCCUCAGGACCCUGGUCACCUGCGAGAGGCCAAGCAGACCUUCGAGUACAAGCAGAAGCUGCCUCCUGCCUCUAAGCUCAGACUCCUGGGAUUCCAAAGUUACUCAAGUACAACAAAGACAAGAGACACCCCUCAUCUCUCAGAAUAGACAGGCCACUUGGAAGAAAACAUACCCCUGGUCCUGACAGAGAAAAUCCUCUUCAGAAGAUGUGUCAGUGUGAGAUCUAUUGUAACAGACUUUAUUUUUUUGUCUGAAGUAUCUCUUUGGGUUAGAGAAUUUUCUUCCAGAAGAGGAAUUUCCCUUCCUUCCUUUCUUUCUUUUUUGGCUGGCUAGAAAAGAUUUUUCCCCAAAGACCAGGCCUGGGCAGUAGAGAUGAUGACUAGAGGUUGCUGAUAUCUUUGGCCCAAACUAGUGGGGCCUGAAUGGAGACCUGAGCUCCCGGGAGACUGAACUCACCUUUCCAGAGAUGUCUGUCCUGGAAUCUGACCUGCCUGUCCCUGUUGAGACAAGUCUGGCCCUCUGCUGAGAUCCCUUGGGAGGUGAUUCUGCACCCUGCCACUCUUGUCCUUUCCCAUGGGCCUGGCUGGGAAGAGCUCUGCGGUUACAGCUCUGCAGCCUCUGCCUGGGCCAGGAUUUCCUCCUGGACUGACCUUCCUCUGGGCAUGACAGCUGCAUCUCCAGAUUGAGGACAUGACAGGCAUGCCCUCCUGAUCUCAGUGUCCCCAGGGCCAUGAAGACAGUGGACACUGACCGGGCUUCGCAGCGACCUUCCAUCCCAGGAAGAGACACUAAAAAAGUUCUUAUAUCUGAAGUAUGUUUUGCAGAAAGCUGUCCCUGCUAAGGCAGAAACUAGGGGGUUUGUGCACAAGGAUGUCUGCUAAUUCCCUGGCCUGGGCAGGGAGACCCCAACCCUGUAUUCCCUGUUCCAUACUCUCUGAGUUUGAGGUGCCUAGGGUAGUCCAUUUGUUCACAUGGGACUAAAGUUUUGCCCUUGAUCUUCCCAGAGGCCUGAAGCUUUGGGAUGUGGAUCUGUUGGCCCAGACCUCUCCCUCCGGCCCUUACGUAGACAUAGGACUGGAGAAGUUGUUGUGUCUUCCCGGAGCACACUCAUGAGACCCCAGGCUGCCUGAGGCAAGCAGCCUUCAGUGAGAAUGCCUGAGGCUGGCUCUCCAACUCCGCCUGCAACUUGAACUUUCCUCUGCUCAGAGGCCGUGCGGGGAUUCUGGUCCUUAAAUGUCUGUGUGGGAGUGGUGGAGGGGAGAAGGAGAAUAUGCAUAGACAUCAGAGUCUAGGGGUAAAGGAUCUGGGGGAGAGACUGGUUCAUCCCAGUCUGGAGGGUAAGGUCUUUAUUGGGUUUUCUUAUUUUAACAAGACCCUGAAUGUUUUAUCUCGUGUGUGUGUGUGUGUGUGUGUGCGUGUGUGUGUGUGUGUGUGUGAGAGAGAGAGAGAGAGAGAGAGAGACUGAUUUUGGUCUUAGUUCUCUCUUGAGUACAUUUAUAACUCAUUUCAUGACCACAACCUAAAGGACUCAACAGUUGUUUCUUUGGGAGUUUUAUUGUUUGUUUUUGUCUCUCCUAAAUAAAGCCCCCCCACUCCCCA